AUGGUUGCACUUCUGUUGAGAGACCAGGCCGUAGCCUCUCUAUCCCAAGCGGAAACAAAAGUCCCAGCAAUCAUCAUCUGCAAUGUGAUUCUAAUUGUCGCUUCGACAUUGGGUAUAAUUGUGCGUAUAUUUGUCCGAGUUCGAUACAUUCAGUUUGGUUUGGACGAUUGGUUCUGUGCGAUCGGAUGGGCCCUCACAUCCGUGGAAUGUCUUGUUUGUAUAUUGAUGACGAAUUACGGAUAUGGCAGACAUAGCGACACCAUUCAUGACUCCAAAACAUUGGUUAUGUUCCUGAAACUCGACUUUGUCACGGAAAUUUCCAACGUUCUCGCUCUCGGGUGCAUUAAGAUCUCAUUCUGCCUCUUCUACCUCAAGAUAUUCCCUGGAAAAUGGUUCAGGAUCACGUGUUGGUCUGUACUAGCCAUCCUGACAGGAGAGACUAUGGCAGACUUCUUCGUGGUGAUCUUCCAGUGUUCUCCGGUUUAUAAAGCAUGGGAUGCCGCUGGCGUUGUGGAAGGGAAAUGUUUGCAGCUCCUCUCAUUCUACUAUAUCGCAUUCGGGAUCCGGCUGGGAACGGAUAUCGCCCUUCUUGCUCUUCCUGUACCGAAGCUGCUCAAAAUGAAGGUCACGGGCGGGAAAAGAGCAGGCCUUAUUGUGAUGUUUGGACUGGGUGCACUAGUUACGGUGAAUAGUAUUAUUCGAAUCACCUAUCUCGGCAACUUAUCUACUGACCAUACAUGGUCACUCGUCGAUCCGCUUAACUGGUCAUCCGCCGAGCUCGGAGUUGGAGUGUUUAUCGCUUGUGUCCCUUCCUUCAAAGCCCUCGUGACAUUCCGCUUCCCCAAGCUGCGCUCGAUAUUCGGCCUUUCAAGCGGCCGUACCCACGGCGGGCGCUAUGAGAUGUAUGGAAACGGCACGACUAGUCGAUGGGCGACCCGCCCGGACGAUCCCCGAUCGUGGAAACGGUCCCACAAUCAUACGGUUAUGGGCACGGGCAAGCUGGGUGACACGCAGACCCAAACCGAGAUCGAGGCAAGUCGCAAUGGCUCCGAAGAGCGCAUUAUUUCCCACUCGCCCGAAGGAAUUCAAGUUACGACGGAUGUGAUCGUAGAUCGAGCCGAGAAUCAGCAGCUAGGUGACUCAAAUUGGCCUUUAGGAAGGUGA
Penicillium brasilianum is the source of this 1164-nucleotide messenger RNA. Lineage: Eukaryota; Fungi; Ascomycota; Eurotiomycetes; Eurotiales; Aspergillaceae. The record is from the annotation of a GenBank genome assembly.